AUGACAACGGCUUUCCCAGUCUUUGGUCUAAAUGACACGUUGUUGGAGUACGGAAUCGCAGGUAAGUUGAUAAACUGUUUGUAUGUUUAUCAGGCUUUCACUGCAUUGUAAACGAUUUUUUUGAUUACAAAUAGCUAUGUGACACUACUAUGUUGAAGCAACGUAUUUUACAAAAACUUUUGCUUCCAGCUUUGUGUAAUGCACCAAACGCAACGAUUUUUUGCAGAGUUACAGUUAAAAAAAUGCUUUUUUACUUAGAACAUUAACUUGUUUUGUAUUGCUUAACUGAAGUCUCCGUUUUUUCGCGUUGAAAAUCGUUUCCGUUAGCACGAAACCCAACGUUUCCGAUAAAAAUUCAAUGAAGUCAAGCUUCGGUACAACGAAUCGCAAAGUGCCAACAUUUUUUUUGUAGAGAUUCAUUUUGUCCUAAAAAGUACCUUUGAGACUUACUGUUUGCUGCAGGCAGGUCUCACUUUGUCGAGGCGACAUUAUUUUUAUUCCAUCAGCGAAAGGGGGUACUCCAAGGGCGACGCUCAGAUUUUGAUAAAACCUGCCACAAAUCUACAGGGUGUCCAGAGAAAUUCCGCGGAAAGUGUUUAUCGAUUUCUCGGCGCACAGACAAGAUAUCCAAAAAAUUCUUUUUGCAUCAGAAAGAAGACUAUGGGCGGUUUUUUGUAUAAAAAAGUUUUUUUGUCCGCCGGCGCGGAACAUAUUGUAUUCGGCGGAGACUUUUGGUAGCUUUUUUGGUCAUCACACCAAUCUUAAAAGCUUCAGUACGAUUUCCGAGGGUUAAAAGCAGAAUGUUAUCUUAUUUUUAUGUUUACCAAACGUUUGGCAAUGGAAUGGCGAGCUUUCCGUAUCGGCGGAGGCCACAACUCAGCUUCGGAUAGGAGAUGUCCCAAACAUUAUGUGGCUAGCAUUCUUUUCUGAUUCCAUAUGCUCUCCAAAAUUUCAUCGCCAGGCCUUGGCAGCAGCUUAGCCAUCAGUAAACCACUUGGUUUACCAGAAAUCAACAAAAUAUGUUUUGUUUAAACUUCUCUUUGCCCCACUGUUUCAAACCUCCGCACGAUGCGGUCGGACUUUAUCGCUGUUGCCGCAACUACCCAGUACGGUGCAGUUGCUAAAUGCGGUUGCAUAGUGUUGUCGUCGGUCUCCUGAUUCUUUGUGGAAAAAACUGAAGGUUUCCCGAUAGUUUCAGGAUCAUAGUAGAGCGCUGAAGAUUGGUGUGAUGACCAAAAAAGCUACCAAAAGUCUCCGCCGAAUACAGUAUGUUCCGCGCCGGCGGACAAAAAAACUUUUUUAGACAAAAAACCGCCCAUUGUCUUCUUUCUGAUGCAAAAAGAAUUUUUUGGAUAUCUUGCCUAAGCGCCGAGAAAUCGGCAAACUCUUUCCGCGGAAUUUCUCUGGACACCCUGUAGAAUAAUUCCUUGUAAGAAAUAUUCUUCUAGCUCGCGCUUCGGAGAAGACACCGAGAUUUUUAAAUUGAAAGUUGGCUUCUCGCACUUUUUUUGCUCAUUUUUAUAUGAAAAGUUUUUUUGCCUAAUGUUUCCACAAAAAAAAUCAAUUUUUUCUGAACGAAACUGACGUAGAUAUGGUCAAAAAGUCUUUUCUGUGACCGCUCUCCGCGUUUUGCGUGCUCUCUCUGCGGCAAAGAUCGUUGAUCAUUCUUGACUUCCCCUGGAAAGCGCAAGAUAAAACUUUCAGGAAUUGAUAUAUGGCAUAUGCCUAAAGUGUGUCCAAAUUAUGAAGAAAGCUUGAGCGUUGCAGUUCAAGUAAUUUCUCCGUAAAUUGAAGGGGUCAUAGUAAACCUACUAUUUUUCUGACCAUCUCUCCUCUUUUUCCGAAGUCCUUGGUCUCCAAAUUUUGUCGGACAUAUUGGUUUGGAAUGCAACGCGGGCGCUAAGUUUUUUUGGACUUUGCUCGUAGCGUAGAUGACGUAGGUUUUCAAAAUAUUAAGGAUAUUGGUUCCCACUUUGAGAAAUUUACAUUUCAAUUUCGCUAUGAAAAAGCUCUCCAUUUACCCUUAUAUUUUUUAAAUAUUUUAUUUAAGUCUAAACUUCUCUGCAUUCAAUUUUUUUCGAUGCUAGAGGUGUAAGCUGUUUGUAUCCGUGAAGCGUAAUGCCCUUACCUAUUACACUUUUCAAUUUCACCAAGUCCCUGGGACAUUAAUCAAAUUCGCAGAACUUUUUGGCUCUCCGAAAAAGGUCAAAGAAUAAUACUAACCUUGAGCGCAAAGAUCUGCGGACAAUUUGGCUGUUUUUGUUUUGAAAAGUUUGUCGUUGAAUUCGAAAUUAGGGGGAACUUGCGGCCGUUCAGGAAAUACACUUGUCAUGGAACGUCCGGCAGACUCGUAAAGCGACUUGAACCGGACGUUUCCUUCUGCUUUAUUGGGGCACUGUCAGCGACACGGGGGAAGUGACAAUUCCGGGGUCAGCGUUUGAACUUUUUCGCAGCGGGUUUUCAAACGUUUUUUUCGGAUUUUCUGUAAUGUAAGCUUUCAAGGAGAGGCUUUCAAGCGCUCAGAUUUUCUUAGAUUUUUGCACACAUUUUGGGCAUAGGCUAUGUGUAAAUUUCUGAAAAUUUUAGCUCUUGCUUUGCAGGCGUAGCUGAGAUAUUCAAGAUGAAACACUCUUGUCUGUAUCUUUGCCAUGGAAAAAAUUGAUUUUUUUUGUAGAAAAAUCAUUCUCUUGGUACAAAAAUUUUCAUGUCAAAGUUCACCAAAAAAGUGUCACAUUUUUUCAAACCUUUGGCUCCAAAAUCUCGAUCCUUUCUGCGUAGCGCGAGCUAGGAGUCUCCCAUUUGUCUUAAAAUAAGUUAAUCUAAAUUUGUGUCACGUUUUAUCACACCCUGAACGUCGCACUUGGACUACUUAAAAGAUUAUAUUGACGUUUCUGAACUACUCGACUUGUGAGUUCAGAAAGGUCGGCAUAAUUUUUCCCACCUUUAAAAACGAUGCCUUUUGGACUGUUUGGCACACAUUGAGGCUGGGAUUUUUAAAGACAAUAUUUUGAGAUUUUGAACUUGAAAAUUAAAGGCUUGUCUAAAAAAAACAUUUUUUCUUUAGCGCCUCGCUCUCGUCCACAAAGCUUCUUGAAUAUUUUGGGUUUCUUCGGAAAACGCGAGCUGCAUUUUUUAAAUGCAAUAAAGUCUCUGUACAGCAAAUUACAAGGGGAAAAUUGUACGUUAUAAAGAGGUUUUGAUGUAAGGAGUUUAAAAAUGUUUUGGGGGGGGGGGGGGGUAAACGGUUUGUUUUUUGCCUAAAAUUGGGUCUUGGGCCCUACAAAGUCGUCCGUUUUAGACAGGCUUCGUUUCAUGGGAAUUUUUUGUACGGAGAUUUCACUGUACUUUCUCAUGGCCAACUUGACGCUGACUGCUUGAAUCUAAACCCAAUUCCUUAUACAUUUACGACCCUUUCUUACAAAAUUUUAUGUCUAAUGUAAACGGAUCGUGGGACUGUGCGUACUUUACCAAAUUUCAGCCUCCACAUCGACAAUUCUCCCGCCAACUCCUCUGAAUGUGUCCAUGGAAGCCGCCACCACAGAUGAGGAAGAGUUCUUUCAGACCCUCAGCGACGAGGAUUACAUUGAGUUCGUCGCGGACUUUCUUCGCCCCACGCCGAUUGAGUACGGAUUUGUUGGGGUUUUCUUUUGUUUGAUGAUUGUUGGAGUCAUUGGAAACUGCCUGGUAGUGUAUGUAGUGCUGCGGAACAAAAAUAUGGUGAGAUUUUGAAAUCUAGAAAAAUAUUCAAAUUUAUGCAAAUUUUUGAAAAAAUUCAAAUUUUUGUGUCUUGUUCAAAUUUAGCGGUCUUUAGAGGGAACAGAAAGUAUUUCGGAGUUUUUUUGCCUUGGAUGUAAAUUUCGAAAAUUAUGCAAAUUUUUUGAAAAUAUGCAAAUUUUUUAAAGAUAUUCAAAUUUUUAAAAUUAAUCCAGCUUUUGUUACCUUCAAGCAAAAUUAAAAACGAUUUUAGGACUUUUCGACAUUUAAGCAAAUUUUGAAAAUCCUUAAAAUUUAGAAAAUUUAUCUAAAUUUUCUCAAAAUUAUUUAUUCAUUUCUAUGAAUUAUAAUGCCUUCGCUUUGGCUUUCAAUAUGAUACUUUUUGCCAUUGACUCUCGAUGAAAUCCGAUCACCUCGGGCGAUUUUCCCCGUACAAGAAUUCACUAGUUUUUCGCGGGGAUUACGGUAAUCGGAAGUGAGAAAAAUAGUCAAAAGUGAGCAAGCUAUGCGUUUUAAAUUUCAAUGUUUUAUUCUUUUUUCAGUGGACUUCUAUGAACUGGUUUCUUCUCAACUUGGCAUUGUCGGAUUUACUGGUACUUACAAUUUGUCUAACGCCAACCGUCAUCAACGAUAUCACAAAGACUUUUUGGUUCAGCGCCGGCUUCUGCAAGGCGAUAUUGUUCUUCCAGGUAAGGGUUUAUCACAAUAGUAUGAAUAAAAAAUUCUAGUGAAACUAGUCCGUUGGCAAAGUCGCUGGAGUGAUUUCUGCAACAUGCGCUGUGCGAAAACAAAAUGUUCAUUUUGCACUGCGAUUUUUGGCUUUUUGCAUCGUGCAAUAGGCUUUUUCGGCCUGUCGCUUGUACCCUGAAUUUCUCUGCACAGUGCAAACGCAAGAAAUAAUUCCAGCGACUUUACAAACGGACUAAUAAAGGCCAUACAAUCUGCUAUUUUUUUGCCGUUAGGAGGCAUUUUUAUUGGGACUGGUAAGGCUGGUGAUAGUCAAAAUUCCAGUCGUUUCUGCAAAACUAGAGCAAGAAAGGCUGCUGUAUAAACGCUAUGGAUCUUUUUACGCUGAGGAUUUACAUUUUUUUGCGAAAUUCCACUUGUAACUCGCUGAGAGCAACGAAAUAACGCUUGAAAAUUUACUGGGCCCUGAAAAAGCGCUAAAUUUUUUUCUCUUGUCUUGCGUCACUCGCAAGUUGAGUUUAACUCGUAAAACAAUCUGUGGACAUACGACUCCAUUGCUUUUGUCAUCUGCACUUUAUUAGUAUUUUCAUAAAGUGCAUGGACAUUUUUCGCUUUCGCACAGUGCAUUUUCAGCUUUUUCCCACGUUUGUCGCCAAUUCACAGUGCGUUUUUUUCGCACCGUGCAAACCUCAAAAAAGCCGUUGGCACUGUGCAAAUCCUUGGCGCGUCGCAGCGACGUGAUUGAAACUUGCUUAUGUCGCGGCGACAUUUCGCCGCACAGUGCAAAAAUCAAAAAAAGUGAAAUGCACGGUGCAAUGUCUUUUUUGUUGCACGGUGCGACUGUUUAUUGAGGUCCAGCGACAUUUCGCCGCACAGUGCAAAAAUCAAAAAAAGUGAAAUGCACGGUGCAAAAUGGGGUUUUUGUGCACGGUGCGAACCGCGACAAAUGUCCAUGCACUUUAUGAAAAUUCGAAUAUUUUCAGAACACAAGUGUGUACGUCUCGGUGCUCACCUUGAUGGUGGUGUCGAUUGAGCGAUGGAGAGCCGUGACCAGCCCGUUGUCAGUGCCCAUCUGGAGGACCCACAAAGUCAUCAUCCUGAUUUGGAUCAUCUCCUCUUGCCUCUCGAUGCCCGAACCCAUUACUCUCAAGAUUUAUCCAGCCGAAUAUGCACGGAAGAAUCUGCAAACGACGGUAGGAAAUUCGUGAAAUUGUAUAAGAAAAACAACUUUUAGUGGGGAACUCGAUGUAAGGAGUCGUGGAGCGACGAAUUCCAGCAGAAAUACCAAUUGGCUCAGACGCUUUUUCUAUUUUUUAUUCCGUUAAUAAUCAUUAGUGGACUUUGCAUUCAUAUGUCCAUAAUUUUACGGAGGAAAUCGCUACAAAUCGGGGAACGACAGCUGAGGAGUCGACAGAGGGCGACGAGGAUCUUGAUUACCGUCACGUUACUCUUUGGCAUCAGCUAUUUGCCCGUGCAUCUGCACAAUAUGAUGACGUAAGGAUGGGGAGUUUGAUUGUUCAGUUCAUGGUUGUGGUUGGGUUGGUGGAGGAGAGAGGAAAUUCUUGGGAUGGUCCUGGGAGUCAAGAUUAGACAAAAUGGAACCUCCGCAUAACCAAAGUUUCACUUUUAUGAUCAAAAAAUUUUUUUUCUUAUACUAGGCUUUUUCCUGAGGAGGAAACCAUUUUUUAUAUACAGGGUGGUUCAGCCGAAGCUUCCAUCCUUAUUUCAAGUAUUUCUCCGCCGAAAUGCACCAAUUUUUAUAAAAUUUAUAUCAAAUUGAAGCUUAGGUUCCCCAUUUUUUGUCCACCAAAUAUGACAGGCCCAAGUUCAAGGAUAGCCCCGUACUGACCUUUGACAUUUUCAUUCCAAAUUUUUGAGCCCGAAAUCGGUGAAACCUUGAAAAUUUUUGCAAUGAUUUUCAAUUGCGUUUCUCGGACUUGGAAAAUUUUUGGAUUUCCGGCAAAAAACAAUGUCGCCAAAUUCGAUGAAAAUUUUUAAAAAAGUAAGGUUCACAGAAGUAGCAAGUGCCUAAAAAGCAUAUUUCCAUCCGACGAGAUUUCGGGCUCUAAAAUUUGGAAUGAAAAUGUCAAAGGCCAGUAUGCGAGUAUCCUUGAACUUGGGCCUGUCAUAUUUGGUGGACAAAAAAUGGGGAACCUAAGCUUCAAUUUGAUAUAAAUUUUAUAAAAAUUGGUGCAUUUCGGCGGAGAAAUACUUGAAAUAAGGAUGGAAGCUUCGGCUGAACCACCCUGUACCUCAUAAACACGUCAAAAGUUAUAGCCAAAGUUUCACUUUUACGAUCAAAGCAAUUUUUUCCUUUUAUGCUUUUUCCUGAAGCGGAAAUAAUAAUUUUUUAUGUGCCUCAUAAACUCAUCAAAGCCAUGAUUGCGCUAGCAAAUUGUGAACUAACGAAUUCAAGGCGUGACACAAGGGCUAGGCUACUUUUUCGCACUAAAAAUUGCUUACAAGAUCGAGCCGGCUCGAAGUAAAUUUGAAAGCAAAUUGAGUUUACUAGCAAAAAGAUAUAUUGCAAUAGCAUUAAAAUUGAAUAACUGAUUUUUUUCGUGAUUGUGGUCAAGCACCAAAUGAUAGUCAAAGUAAAGACAGGUUGAAAUAUCAGCAGUUUUUUUGGCUUUUAAAAAAUUUCUUGAAGCUUUUAGCUGGUUAACCAAUUUUUGUUUUAUUAUAAUACACUAGCGGUCCUAAAAAAAGGUUUCCUGGGACCACGGAAAACUCGAAACUGACCGGGCCGCGAUUUUUGGCCCUGCCCGGGAGCCAUGUCUAGUCCGUCCGUGAAGUCGCAGCGGUGAUUUCGGCGACAUACACUGUGGAAAACACAAGUUCACAUGGCACUCUGCAAUUUGACGCGAGUCAAUUUUUGACUACUGCUCACACCCUGUCGUUUUUGCAUAGUGCAAACGCCAAAAAUCAUUCCAGCGACUUUACGGAGGCUUGUAAACAAAAUUAAAAUGCCAAGACAGCAUUUCCACAGAUUUCAAUAUCAAAAUCAUCGCUUUAUUUUUCAGGUCCUUUCACAUCGAGCCCCAACAGGAUCCCAGUCUAACCGCCAUCGCGGUCCGGAAAUUCAUCCCCCGGCUUUUUAGCUACUCCUCUAGCAGUUUCAAUCCUAUUUUGUACAAUUUCAUAUGUGGUAAGUUUUGAUUGACAUACAUGCAAAACUUUUACAUCACAUUUUUCUGUAACGUAAAGUCAUGAUUUUCAGAGAAAUUCCGCAAAGAAUUCCGUCGUGCUUGUUGUUUCUUUUCGGGCAAAACCAAGAAACAGCCCAAAACGUCGCUACUCCGGCCGCAUUCCACUCGCUACAGUUCGGUGACGGUCAGUGGGACCAAUGUGUAA
Molecule: messenger RNA, 7755 nt
Organism: Bursaphelenchus xylophilus (pine wood nematode)
Lineage: Eukaryota; Metazoa; Nematoda; Chromadorea; Rhabditida; Aphelenchoididae
Source: the annotation of a GenBank genome assembly